Molecule: messenger RNA, 414 nt
Organism: Colletotrichum chrysophilum
Lineage: Eukaryota; Fungi; Ascomycota; Sordariomycetes; Glomerellales; Glomerellaceae
Exons: 3
Coding region: 1-414 (137 amino acids)
Source: RefSeq, a predicted model, not a curated record
AUGACUUCGAAGACUGAGUGGUGGGAAGAAUCAGCGGUGUUCCAUCUUCCGGGUGUCGAGAGUCGGGAUAUUCCUGAACUUGUUAAACCAUGUGCGGUCCUCAUUCACGGUAUAGACGGCAAGACCAAUCCUCAGCUGUUGGACACCGACGAGCUUCUCCAGGUCGUGGACCAGGAUUUGAAGCUCACCUUCAGCUAUGACCGAACGAGAGUUGUUGAUGAAACGGCAUCCGAGGAGACUAUACUCCAGGUAGCCGCCGAUCUGCUCGAGUUCCUGCGUGAAAAUGCCGGAUGCGUGAAAGGAGGAGAUGUCGACCCUCUAUCUUUCAUGUUCUUUGCAUACGAUCUUGGAGGCUCGAUCAUUAAACAGGUGGAUCUUCGAUCAAACCAGUCUCGUCGUAGGUAUCCCAACUGA